This is a messenger RNA of Schistosoma turkestanicum, 6213 nucleotides long. NCBI's taxonomy places the organism in Eukaryota, Metazoa, Platyhelminthes, Trematoda, Strigeidida, Schistosomatidae. The record is from the annotation of a GenBank genome assembly.
CAUAUCAAAGUAUUAUCCACUGGAUGCUACGAUGACCAUUUCAAAUCUUGCAUGAUUGAACCUCUGGCCCUGAAUGGUCGGUAACGCAGGCCAUCAUGCGGCGCUGACUUCAAGUUGCAACACAUUUCUGAAAAAUGAGAUGUAAUAAAUUCUUCAGUUCUCACUUUCUGUGGAAAUAAUUUCAAAAUGAAUAUAAUUUCAAUUCACUUUCUUCCUGGGGAGAAACCCAUAAACGUAAAGUCGUUGGCUGAUGGAAUUUUAACUCUUACAAAUUAUCGGCUCAUAUUUGCAACUGAAAGACCACAAAGUUCGUGGAGUAUACCUACUACUUUAGUAUGGAAAGCUGAAACAUUUGAAAUGAUUCAUAUCAAAAUCAUAACAAAGAUUGGUAUAUCUGUUACCUGGUCGUUUGUCGAUGAAAUUGCUUGUGAUGCUGGAUACACUCAUAUUACGUCAUUAAUAGAUACACCAAAAGAUAUUGACUCCCUGUUUGCUUGUAAAUUCCGUUCGUCUCUGGAAGAGAACAUUCCAAACCAUCCUUUCCUUUUAAGUGCCUGUGAAUUGUUACAAAUUAAUGAUGUAGACAAAGCUUUGGAUACAGCGUUAGUAUGCUUCGAAUUUCGUCGCAUGAAUUUUGACAAAACAUGGAAGAUAACAGAUAUUAACAGUGAAUUCAAGAUUUGCUCCACAUACCCGAGACAUCAUAUUGUACCUCGAUCUAUUACUGAUAAUGAUAUAAUGAAUAUGGCUAAUUUUCGGAGUCACAACCGAUUCUUAACAGUUGUCUGGCGUUCUCAAGUUACCGGAGCCGUGCUACUUCGUUGUGCUCAACCUUGUGUAGGAUUAAUGUGUUCACGAAAUGAGUAUGACGAGAAAUUCCUGCGAACUGUUCUUGCUUGUUGUCCAAAGAAACCUGUUUCAAAUGCUAACAAAGAUACUCAUCGUUUAAUGAUUGUGGAUGCUAGAAGUCGUAGCAGUGCACAAUUCAAUCGGAUACGUGGUGGCGGUUUUGAAUAUCCAGAAUACUAUGAUCAAGCAGAAGUUGUUUUUAUGGAUUUACCCAAUCUACAUACUGUUCGUUCAAAUUUUGAAGCCCUCACUAAUCUAUUCGCUGGUAAAUGUCCGAAUUGGUUUUCUUCAUUGGAAAAAUCAUCAUGGUUAAAUAACAUUAGUCAGCUUUUAAAAAGUGCCACAGAAAUUGCUAUAGCAUUAGAAGAAAACGCUCGUCCGGUUAUGGUUCACUGCACAGAUGGUUGGGAUCGAACACCUCAAAUAAGUUCCUUAGCUCAAUUACUGGCAGAUCCGUUUUAUCGAACAAUUCAGGGUUUCAAUAUUCUUGUUGAACGUGAAUGGCUACAAUUCGGUCAUAAAUUUUCUGAUAGAAGUGGACAUACUUCAUCUUCACUAAACAUGAAUGAACAAAGUCCAAUAUUUUUACAAUGGCUCGAUUGUGUUCAUCAAAUUCGCAAGCAGUUUCCUCAUUGUUUCGAAUUUAACGAAUCAUUUCUGCUAAAACUUGGUCUACAUAUCUGUUCAAACUUAUUUGGCACAUUUCUUUGUAAUUCUGAACAAGAACGUCAAAAAGCUUCAGUCGCCAGUCGGACAUGUUCAUUGUGGGGGUUAUUAUCCCCUAAGUAUAAUUGGACGAUCAUAAAUUACUUUUACGAGCCAGAAGCAGAGCGUCUUCUUCAACCGGAUUGCCAAAUUCGUUCUUUGAGUCUUUGGAGUUCUUUUUAUGGUAUUGCUUUAUCUGCCAGUAAAGUGAAUGUUACUGUAGAAAUUCCUCAGGAUGUAGUUGAAACGACGGCAAAUAAUACUGAUUCAACUAUUUCAUCUACCAAACAUCAAUCUUUUUCGUCCAUUGAUCCAGCAGCUCACAAGACUAAUUCCGCUUCUAAUAUCAAAUACGAACAGUUAUCUCAAUCUACAACUAACCCGCUAAAUAAUGAUUACCCUUCAGAUUCAAUAAAAAUAAUACCAAAUUUAAAACUUGAUGCUUCUGAAGAAGUGAAUUCUAAUGGAGAUUUAUUUGUCAGAGGAGACGCUUCUAGUCGAAACUCACGUCGGCGUUCUCUUGACGAUCUUAGCUAUGUUGUUUCAAAAUCUACUAAAGAACAAUCUAAAGAACUUUCUUUAUUAAAUUGUAUUUCACCUACAGUAAUAAAAUCAUCGAGUCAAUGUUUUUUUGAAACUAAUGUGUGCGAUGGGGGAAAUAAUUCUGGACCAGCAAUACUUCGUCUUUCUUCCCUAUCCGAUGAUACAGGUAUUUGUUCUGGCUUAUCAAAAUCAUACAUGCGAUCUUUAUCAUCGGUUAUUAAUGGUGCUUGUCCUUUUCCUGAACAUUCAGAUAAACGUAUAUCUCCUGAAUCAAAUCCUGCACAGCUAACAAUGAAUUCAUGUACGUAUGUUAAUCAAUUUCAACAACAGGAAUGUGUCCUUUCUCCAGAUGAAAAUAUUGAUGUUUUUGCUUCUGAUGAACAAUUGGAGCAGAAUAAUUUCUCUUUUACUAAUCAUAAUAAUCAUAUCAAUGGCAUGAAUAACCGUAGUAAUAAUCUACAGUCUUCAGGUCGAUUAUACCGUUCACAAUUUAGUCAGCCUGUUCAAAAUUGUCAAUUUUACGGAAAAUUUUCACCACUGUCUAUUUCACCAAGAAACUUUGAGUUCAAUGAUUGUGAUGACAAUAGUCAUAAUGAUGAUGUCAAUGUCGAAUCUCAGAGUAAACUGCCUUUUAAUUUUAAUCUUGAAGGAGUGCAAGGUGAUAACUUUGUUUAUAAUAGUCCACGAUGGUCAGUCACUACACGUGGGAGUAACACAAGCCUUUAUGUAUUAUCCGAUUUGAAACAGUCGUCCGUCGAACUAUUAAAGCCUGUUUUAAUUAAUUCAACACAGCCAGUGGAUAUAAAAAUAUCACACAAACUUGAUAAUCCUAACAGUUUAAUGUCACUUGGAAAUGGUAGUAUAUAUCCUAAUGAAUUUACAGUACAUAGUUUACCGGAAAAUGAUGAAGUGCUUGUCAAUGGAGCAGUAUCACUCACAUCCGAUUCAGAUGAUUCUCCCAAUGAAAGUAAUGACUUAAAUUUCUCAACACCUCUUGGAGAAUCAGUAUCUGGUCCGGUGGUAUCAACGAAUAAAGUUGGAAUCUCUAUUUUUGGUUAUAACAGUUCUGAAAAAUUUCAAGAUAUUACUAUAUCAAGAGUUGAUGAGGCGAAUCUAGAUGAGACAUUUGUAACAAAAUGGUCUGAACUACUGAUUCCUGAAGAUUUGCUUGCAUGGCGAAACAAAUACUUCCGUUCUGAAUAUUUUACAAAUAUCCUUUCUCAGUCGUCGAUUUCUGGUGAUAGCAGAAAUUCAUCUGCCAAGCAAAUGCUUGGUUAUUCUAUCAGUAGUAAUAAAGCCCUGAAGUCAGGUGGGUCAUUUGACUCAAAAAGUCAUUCUGUAACGGUUAAUCCUAAAAUUUCUCUGCCUGAAUUUACUCGUAUUGCAACUAAUGGAGAUGACGUCUGUGAUCGACCGACAUCAGCACCAAUUAGUCCAACUUCAUUUGUAUCAUGUUUUCCUUCCCGUACAUUACAUAAGGAUUCUAAUCCUUUAAAUAAGAUGGUUCAUAAUCUUUCCCUCGGUCAAAAAGUCUCAAAUGAUACGAAUGUUUUAGAAGAAAUGCAGAAAAAACCAUUGUCUUCUACACUAAUGAACACAUUGUCAUGGUUUCCAGAUUGGGAUGGCUUACCUAUGCUAGUGGAUCGGCUAACAAUACAUGCUCACUCACAAUUAUGUCAAGAGCGUUAUAGUCGUAAAACACAAAAGCAGUCUAUGCUUGCAUUAGAGGCCAAAUUAAAAUAUACACAAUUAGAAGUUGAACGGUUGAAUUCAGAGGCGAGAAGAUUGAAACAACUUCUCGAAUUUACUAAAACUCGAACAUGUAAACAAGAGAUAAUAAAUACGCAUGCCUUAUCCGAUGAUCAUUUAUCAUCCGUUUCAUCAUUGUUAUCAUCCUAUGAACAAAAGUGUACACAAGAUAUUCAUACUAAUAAUCAGUGUAAAUCUAAAGAAUCUAGUUUAUUGACUAGUGAACCAUUUGUUUCCAUUUCAAACGAUAAAAAUAUUUCAGAAGAUCACAAUCCAUCUGACGUUAAGUCUUGUCAGUCUGAUAACUGGGAUUCUCCGUUAGGUGAUCCAGUCGAAUCAACAUUUUUCAAUUCAUCAUGUAAGACAACUUCGUUUGAAUUGAUCGAUACUGAAGAUGGUCAGUCUGUUUUACUGCAACCAGAUUGUAUUGCUCACCAUUGUACACUAUGUCGUAUUGAAUUUUCGGCUAUUCAACCUAAACACCAUUGUCGAAAUUGUGGUUAUAUAUUCUGUGCGAAUUGUUCUGAUCGUCGUAUUGUUACAUCAAGUCAACCAAGUGAACCAGUUCGUGUGUGUCGUCAUUGUUACUUUCAACUAUCUCGUCCUACAGUGAAAUUGUCUAAACAAUUGAUUGAAGAAUACACUCCAUAUGUUCCAAGAAACGCAGUAAUGAAAGAAAAUAAUCAUGGUGGUAAACUGGCGAAAAAUUUCACCAAUCCUGAUUUUCUUCAUUUUAUGAAUAAUUCAAUCACACAUUCUGUUGGUUCUGAUAGUGGUUGUAUGCCUGUUUCCUCUUACUCAAGUAAUGGUACAGUACGAAUCGCAUCAGGCGGUGUCUCACAUUAUAUGAAUCGUUCUUUUAACUCAGAAGCCACAGCGAAUAAUGCCACAGCAACAGCAACUGUUAAUCAUCGUCGUUUAGAUUCACUCAUUUCAAACAAUCCUCCUUUGUCCAGAUGUCAUAGUGCUGGUGGUACUAGACCAACUUCAUCCGCUGCAUCUGAUGGAAUUGCUCAAGCUUAAGAAAAAUAAACUAUUCUGUUUUACAAUAUCAGAUAAUAUGUGCUGUGUAGUACACUAUGUAUGCGCACUCUGGCAGUAAAACAAAUACUCAUAUCGACACAUGGCUACUGUCAAUUUAUUCUCCUUCCAAAUUUGUCUUUCAGUUUUGUUUGUGACUAGUCUUUGAUUUGCUUUUUAAAAAAGUACUUUUCUCUAUUUAAUUACUCCCCCCCCCUUACACACAAUUUGUAUAUUUGUGUACGUACAGUUCUUUUUCAUCCUUCCAUUGCUUUGUGUUUAUAGCAUUAAGAGGCAAAAUGGUUUUGAAGAAUUAGAAACAAUUACAAUAUACUAAUUCUAUCGUUCAUGUUUGGAUAUAAAUGUCAGGAGUUGUUAUCACUUGUUUAUUUAUUGAUCAUUACACUUUUUCGUCUCGUUGUGGUUGUUUUAAAAUUUUGCCAGGUUGUAUAACUUGGUCUCUCACUAUUAUAGUUGUUGAUAUUAUGAUUUAUAAGAUUUUUGUGUUCCUAAUUUGUCAAUCUUCAUAAACAGAAGCGUAGAUUUGUCUCUAUGUAGACUAUGUUUGUCUGUUCCAUACAAUUUCGUUGGCUUUCAUUCUAUUUCGUAUCUUUCUUUUGAAUUCCAUCAGUUGCUGUUUAUAUAUUUACUCACAUGAAUAUAAAUAGUUUUACAUAUUUACAUCAUUAUUACUUAACUCAAACGGUUUAUAAAAUCUGACUCAGUUAUUUUCUGUGUGUCUAUUUCAGCCCACUAACUUUGUUCGGCAGACUAUAUUGAUUUAGUGAGCUAAUGUAUCACAAAUUAAAAAUCCCUUUUUAGUGUUCAUCGAUCUUUCUUUUCAGUGUGUGCGUUUUUUUCCUUCCAUUAGAUUACUUAAAUAGCGCUUAUUUUGUGAUAGUCAAGAUUUUAUGUGUUUACUAUUAUGAUUAUUAUGGUUAUUUAAAUCGUUACUAUUAUUAAUGCGAAUACAUACUACAGACAAUUGGAAUGGUGUAAUGUCGUAUAAUCUCUUUAAUCUUUAGUGAGUAAUUUUUGAUGAUCUAUUUUUGGCGCCCGCUUGCUUGUUUAUGUGUGUAUUCAUUUAUCUUUUGUAUUUAUACAUUGUCAAAUCUGUUUCAGUUGUAAAAAAAACAGUUUGAUUUAGUAGUUUGAAUACAUCUGUGCUCUAUUUGAAGCUAUGUAACUGUUUUUCGAUGUGUUUACAUUGGUAGGAUUCUGCUAUCGACACAGUUCAGUUUUAUACAUAGGUUGUUAUUUCUGUAUUGUAGUGACUGGGAGCUGAUCGAUACCACUUGUGUAUCUCUCAUACUUGUGAACCUAAAUACCUAUAUUUUGAAAAUAAAC